Messenger RNA from Monoraphidium neglectum, 201 nucleotides. RefSeq lists its product as hypothetical. The record is from RefSeq and is a predicted model, not a curated record. Lineage: Eukaryota; Viridiplantae; Chlorophyta; Chlorophyceae; Sphaeropleales; Selenastraceae. The coding region runs from base 1 to 201 and encodes 66 amino acids. Gene Ontology annotation, cellular component: small-subunit processome; nucleolus. The transcript is spliced from 3 exons.
AUGGCGAACGAGGACCCCCAGAUUGACAAGGAGGGCGAGCGGCCGCCCAAGCACAAAGGAAAGCACAAGAAGGACAAGCCCUGGGACCACGAGGGCAUAGACCACUGGGCGGUGCAGCCCUUCAGCAAGGAGGACAACCCUGGGGGCCUGCUGGAGGAGAGCUCCUUCGCAACGCUCUUCCCCAAGUACAGGGGCGGUUAA